Molecule: messenger RNA, 842 nt
Organism: Suillus discolor
Lineage: Eukaryota; Fungi; Basidiomycota; Agaricomycetes; Boletales; Suillaceae
Exons: 4
Coding region: 251-784 (177 amino acids)
Source: RefSeq, a predicted model, not a curated record
GCAACAUUUUCGCAUUAUGUUGACCUCGUGCAACCAUAUUGUCUGAAGAUUGUGAGCCGCUUGUAACAUUUGCGACCAUCUUGCAAUACAUACUCAGGCACCAGCAGCGGCUCGGGCCGUGGACUCGAAAAUUUGCUUGCAGCAGUGAAAGUUAUCUCAUCAAGCCUUUCAACCGUGACUACCAUUCUGUAUUUACUUCCAGCAGGCGAUCAGCACCAUCAACUUACCCAAGCCAUUGACUUCGGACGUCAUGCCUCCUCAGCGCCGCGCACCCAUUGAAUACGACUGUGAUGCAUGUGGAGCUCAUAAUGUUGAUGCUAUUCGUUUGACGAGGCAUCGAAACCAGUGCCAAGCAGUGCGCACCAGGGCCCGCCGUGCCUACGAGAAGAGCCUACAGCUUCACAAAAAGCGUCUGGCGGCAAAAGCGCGUGCAAAGGCGGAGAAAUUAGCCUCUGUCACUGCGGCAUCGCAUCCAAAUCCAACCACUCAAACACUUACAGGCCGCACUACCAGUGGCAAUCAUAGCUAUUGCAGGGACUUGGCGGAUUCAGGCGAAAGUUCUUCAAAGACUCAAAGGGCCCUUUCGCUCCGAGUCAUCCGGUCCCUGAGCCUCUACCAUAAUGCGAUUCUGCACGUGUCACGUACUUGGAAUUCACGACGCUCACAAUGUGAUUGGAAGAUACGGUUUGAAGCAGGUCAUAUUGCAUGCCUACCUAGAUCCUUUCGAGAGUUGUUGAAAGUGAAAGUUGGAGUAGGGAGCUGCAUGGUAUUAUGCAUGAUCUAGUCCAUCUAUAUCACACCCACAGUGUGAGGCGCACUGUGGACUGAUCUGCACGCUCCCU